This is a messenger RNA of Leptosia nina, 1632 nucleotides long. The record is from the annotation of a GenBank genome assembly. NCBI's taxonomy places the organism in Eukaryota, Metazoa, Arthropoda, Insecta, Lepidoptera, Pieridae.
AUGUGUGACUGUACUGAUUCGCGGACUGUGAACACACCGCAGGGCCCCGUAAGAGGAUAUAAAGAUCCGGAAGGAGGUCUUUAUGCUUUCUAUAGCGUGCCCUAUGCGAAGGCCCCAACUGGGAGGGAUAGAUUUAAAGCUCCUUUACCAGCUGCAAAACGCCCCUACGUGCUGGAAGCUGUAGACAAGGGAAUAAUAUGCCCUCAGCAAGAUCUCUCAGAAAUGUAUAAAAAGAGCUUAGUUAUCACUGAAGACUGUCUAAUCGCCAAUAUUUUUGUACCAGAAACGAGUAAAACCAAUCUACCAGUUGUAGUGUACGUUCAUGGCGGAGGUUAUAUUGCGUGUUACGGUAAUUUGCUGACUUACAAGAACUUCAUAAGAAAUAGAGAAGUAAUUGUGGUUACAUUCAACUAUCGCCUCGGUGCCCAUGGUUUCCUAUGUUUGGGCACGGACGAUAUCCCCGGGAACGCUGGAAUGAAGGACCAAAUCGCCCUCCUCCGCUGGGUUAAAGAAAACAUCGGCAACUUCGGUGGAAAUCCUGAUGACGUCACAAUCGCUGGCUACAGCGCCGGUUCAUCAUCAGUCGAUCUACUCAUGCUAUCAGAUAUGUCGAAGGGAUUAUUCAAUAAAGUAAUCCCGGAGAGCGGGGCGAAUACAGCCGCGUGGAGCGUUCAAACUGAUCCAAUAAGAGUCGCUAAAGAAUAUGGACGGAUGAUAAAUUAUUCAAGUUAUGACGAUUUGGAUUCCCUGGAAGAAUUUUACAAAACGGUGUCUUACGAAAUUUUGACUUCAGCGGAGUUUAGUCUGAUGAGCCGUAAGGAUUCGACGUUCUUAGUCUCGCCGUGUGUAGAACGCGAUACGGAGGGAGAAGAGUUCCUAACGGACAGCCCAGUUAAUAUAAUCAGAAGUGGCAAGUACCCUCAACUACCGAUGUUAUACGGGUUCGCGAAUAUGGAGGGACUGAUACGUAAAGACAAUUUCGAAGAAUGGAAAGAUUUAAUGAAUGAAAACUUUGCCGACUUUCUGCCCCCAGAUCUCCAAUUUGAUAGCAAAGAAGAAAGGGAUUCGGUGGCGCAAAAAAUUAAAGAGUUCUACUUUGGGAACUCGGGCGUAACCGAUGAGACGGUUUUGAGCUACGUUGACUUCUUCUCUGAUGUGUUUUUCACCUAUAGUACUUUGAGAUCAGUGCAAUUACAUGUUGAAGCCGGUCACGAUAGCAUAUAUUUGUAUGAAUAUUCAUUUGUUCACGAUGAUACUCCCGUGGUACCACACACAAAUGUACGUGGAGCUCAUCAUUGUGCGCAGUCUGCUGAUGUUGGUGAUGGGAACUUUACAAAUGUUGACGAAAACAUCUUACCAGCGCCUGCACGAGACAUGAAGAAGGUCAUUCGUGACAUAUGGUACAACUUUGUGACUACAGGACAACCAGUACCAAAAGGCUCCGAUUUUCCAGUUUGGUCACCAGUGGGUAAAGACUGGUCUCCUCAUAUGGUCCUCGACAAACCUCUGCGGCUUGAAGGAUCACUGCUCAAAGAAAGAGCAUUGUUUUGGAAUGAUAUCUAUGAAAAAUACUAUCGUCAUCCUUCUGCUCCAGAUACCAAUCCGUCCAAACUAAGUCACACCGAGCUAUGA